GUGCAGGACAAACAGGAACUUUUUCCUGAUUGAUGAAAGCUCAACCACUUCAACUUGAAAAUUAGUUCUCUUACGGAAUUUUCAUUUUGUAACAUUUUCAAGUGAUCCUGCUGGUGGAGAUCCAAUCUACAAUAUAAUUCAGAAUGCAACAGCUGUGAAUCCUAUCAAGAUAUCUUUAUGCAGUCGUCAAGUUUGACAGGCCGCAGCUAGUAGUAUAUGCAAUGCACUGGAAUUUUGAGAGACAUAUCACCAAUUCAGAGCACUAUGAAGAACUGUGAAUAAUGCAAACUAUGCCCCAAAUAAAUCAAGGGUGUGCAAAGACAUACAACAGCCUCGCUUAUUCUCUAAUGACAAAUGGCAAACAACCAAGGUGUAGAAAUUGGUGAAAGCAGUGUGAAAGCUGAGAUGAAAGAGCCACUAUUGCAGCGCAUAUAUAUUAAAGAUGAUGAUAGUAAGUUUCAGAUAAAAAGUAACAGGAACGGAUUACUGAAGGUUGUUUUUCUAAGUAGUUUUAUAGCAGUUCUGGGCUCCUACGAAUUUGGCUCUUGCAUGGGAUAUUCAGCACCUGUUCAAUCCGCCAUCUCAAAGGAUCUUGACCUCUCUGUUGCGGAGUUUUCAGCAUUUGGUUCCAUACUUAAUGUUGGUUCAAUGAAUGGUGCUAUCACAAGUGGGCGAAUUGCAGACUUCACAGGCCGAAAAUGGACAAUGAGAAUAUCUUCUGUCUUCAGCAUUGCAGGAUGGAUAGCUAUUUACUUCUCCAAGGGACCUUUACUACUUGAUAUUGGAAGAUUCCUCUCUGCAUACGGAAUUGGAAUUUUUGCUUUUGUGGUACCCAUAUAUGUAGCUGAAAUUGCACCAAAGGAUCUCCGUGGUGGGUUAGCUACAUUGAAUCAGCUCAUGAUCGUCGUUGGAGCAUCAGUAGCCUUCUUAGCAGGGACAGCUUUGACUUGGCGACUGCUAGCUCUUACUGGAAUCAUCCCAUGUUUAGUUCAGCUUGUGGGUCUUAUUUUCAUUCCCGAGUCUCCAAGGCGGCUGGCAAAGGCUGGGUAUCAGAAGGAGUUCUGUAAUGCUCUGAGGAGACUCUAUGGCGAUGAUGCUGAUAUUUCUCAUGAAGCAGCUGAAAUCCAAGAUUAUCUGCAAACUCUAAACCAGCAACCUAAAGCCAGUAUGCUAGACUUGUUCCAAAGAAAAUACAUGCAUUCAGUCAUUAUCGGUGUGGGACUAAUGAUGUUUCAACAGUUUGGAGGGGUAAAUGGAAUUGGUUUCUAUGCAAGUGAAACUUUCACUUCAGCAGGCUUUUCUUCGGGGAAGAUUGGGAUAAUUGCUUUUGCCUGUAUUCAGAUCCCUAUAACUGCUGUGGGUGCAUUCUUGGUGGAUAACUGCGGAAGAAAACCUCUUCUGCUAGUUUCUUCAACAGGCACAUUCUUGGGAUGCUUUCUCGCAGCAACGUCAUUUCUAAUGAAGGAACACAACUUGUUUCAAGAAUUGAUUCCAUUGUUGGUACUAUGUGGAAUGCUGAUCUUCAUGGGUUCAUUUGCAAUUGGAAUGGGAGCAGUUCCUUGGGUCCUAAUGUCGGAGAUAUUCCCCAUAAAUGUUAAGGGAGCAGCUGGAAGUUUGGUGAAUCUAGUACAUUGGUUUGGUGCGUGGGCAGUUUCUUACACAUUCAAUUUUCUGAUGGAUUGGAGUCCUUCAGUUGAUUUCUUUCCCGGUACCUUUUUCCUCUGUUCAGGAGUUUGUGCAGCUUCUGUCCUUUUUGUGGCAAAGAUUGUGCCAGAAACCAAAGGAAGAACUAUGGAAGAAAUACAAACCUCCAUGAAUGCACGAAGGAAUUUGGUUGAUUCUGAUGUCUAUUUAACUAAUUCUGUACUGUUACAACUUUGUUUUUUGGCUCUAAUUUAUAAGUUUCAACUGCAUAUUAAAGUAAUGACCAGUAACAUUAUUUUCCCUUUUUUCUUUUAAAUGAAUUCGAUUAAAAAUAUGGGAGUGUUGCAACUUGAUGGCCAAGACAUGCACGAGAUAGCAGGCAUCCUGAUAAUAGCAACUGCUUAUAAUU
Messenger RNA from Durio zibethinus, 2053 nucleotides. The record is from RefSeq and is a predicted model, not a curated record. NCBI's taxonomy places the organism in Eukaryota, Viridiplantae, Streptophyta, Magnoliopsida, Malvales, Malvaceae.